Symphalangus syndactylus (siamang) is the source of this 2694-nucleotide messenger RNA. It is a transcript of the gene PLIN3, whose product is annotated as perilipin 3. Gene Ontology annotation, biological process: positive regulation of triglyceride storage; lipid storage. Gene Ontology annotation, cellular component: cytosol; lipid droplet. The record is from RefSeq and is a predicted model, not a curated record. NCBI's taxonomy places the organism in Eukaryota, Metazoa, Chordata, Mammalia, Primates, Hylobatidae.
GUUUGCUUUUGGAAACGCAGUUUGCAGGCAAGUUUCCUCCUGCGGGCAGAAUCUCCGCCCUCCCUUCCGGGGUCUUCAGAGACACCCCCCGCCACCGCAAAGCCCCCUCCCCUACAGAUGUCUUGCGUAAAGCCUGCCCACUUCCUUCGGGUGGGCGUGGCGGCGAGGUGCUUAAAAGUAGGAAGGCCUACCCCUUAACUGCUUUGGGAUUCUUGUCCCGGGUGGGCCUGGCAGUGGGACCUGGGGCUCUUGGAAUUUUGGAAGUCCAGCCUUAGCAUGCUUUGAAGUUGCUGGAUGGCUGAGUCAGGCCUGGAGCUCCCUUUCUGGAACCAGCGGCAAGGCAGGUCACUGACCCCCAGGGGUUUCAUAGGGUGUUGACAUCUGCCAUGGCCACCCUUGCUUACACCAGUUCCAGGAAGUCAUGGUGGACAGAGGGGACGGGAGGAAGCUGCCUGAGUCCUAAGUGGGACUUGAGAAUCGGUCGAGACCAGGACUUUGAUGCCUGCCUACCUGGCCCCCUGCUCAGUGUCUGCUGCAGAGACCAUGUCUGCCAACGGGGCAGAGGCUGAUGGCAGCACCCAGGUGACAGCGGAAGAACCGGUCCAGCAGCCCAGUGUGGUGGACCGUGUGGCCAGCAUGCCUCUCAUCAGCUCCACCUGCGACAUGGUAUCUGCGGCUUAUGCCUCCACCAAGGAGAGCUACCCGCAUGUCAAGACCGUUUGCGACGUGGCAGAGAAGGGAGUGAGGACCCUCACGGCGGCCGCUGUCAGCGGGGCUCAGCCGAUCCUCUCCAAGCUGGAGCCCCAGAUUGCAUCAGCCAGCGAAUACGCCCACAGGGGGCUGGACAAGUUGGAGGAGAAUCUCCCCGUCCUGCAGCAGCCCACGGAGAAGGUCCUGGCGGACACCAAGGAGCUUGUUUCGUCCAAGGUGUCGGGGGCCCGAGAGAUGGUGUCUAGCGCCAAGGACACGGUGGCCACCCGAGUGUCGGAGGCAGUGGAUGCGACCCGUGGUGCUGUGCAGAGCGGCGUGGACAAGACAAAGUCCGUAGUGACCGGCGGGGUCCAAUCGGUCAUGGGCUCCCGCGUGGGCCAGAUGGUGCUGAGUGGGGUCGACACGGUGCUGGGGAAGUCAGAGGAGUGGGUGGACAACCACCUGCCCCUUACGGAUGCCGAACUGGCCCGCAUCGCCACGUCCCUGGAUGGCUUCGACGUCGCAUCCGUGCAGCAGCAGCGGCAGGAACAGAGCUACUUCGUACGUCUGGGCUCCCUGUCGGAGAGGCUGCGGCAGCACGCCUAUGAGCACUCGCUGGGCAAGCUUCGAGCCACCAAGCAGAGGGCACAGGAGGCGCUGCUGCAGCUGUCACAGGCCCUAAGCCUGAUGGAAACUGUCAAGCAAGGCAUUGAUCAGAAGCUGGUAGAAGGCCAGGAGAAGCUGCACCAGAUGUGGCUCAGCUGGAACCAGAAGCAGCUCCAGGGCCCCGAGAAGGAGCCGCCCAAGCCAGAGCAGGUCGAGUCCCGGGCGCUUACCAUGUUCCGGGACAUUGCCCAGCAACUGCAGGCCACCUGUACCUCCCUGGGGUCCAGCAUUCAGGGCCUCCCCACCAAUGUGAAAGACCAGGUGCAGCAGGCCCGCCGCCAGGUGGAGGACCUCCAGGCCACCUUUUCUAGCAUCCACUCCUUCCAGGACCUGUCCAGCAGCAUCCUGGCCCAGAGCCGCGAGCGCGUCGCCAGCGCCCGCGAGGCCCUGGACCACAUGGUGGAAUACGUGGCCCAGAACACACCUGUCACGUGGCUCGUGGGACCCUUUGCCCCUGGAAUCACUGAGAAAACCCCAGAGGAGAAGUAGGGGAGAGGAGAGGACUCAGCAGGCCCUGUCUCUGUGCUGCAGCUGUGCUCCUGAGUCCUCAACCCAGGGCUCAUUUCAAACUGAUUUUCUAGCCACUCCUCCCAGCUCUUCUGUGCUGUCCGCUUGGGAAACGAAGGCUCUCAAAACGGGCAUCACCCAGUUGACCCAUCUCUUAGCCUCUCCGAGCUUGGAAGAAGCCUGUUCUGAGCCUCACCCUAUCAGUCAGUAGAGAGAGAUGUCCAGAAAAAAUAUUUUUCAGGAAAGUUCUCCCCCGCAGAUUUUUUUUUUUUUUCCUUGUUAAAAAUCAGGAAUAUAGGCUGGGCGCGGUGGCUCACACCUGUAAUCCCAGCACUCUGGGAGGCCAAGGCGGGCAGAUCACCUGAGGUCAGGUGUUCGAGACCAGCCAGGCCAACAUGGUGAAACCCCGUCUCUACUAAAAAUACAAAAAAAAAUGAUCCAGGCGUGGUGGCAGGCGCCUGUAAUCCCAGUUACUCAGGAGGCUGAGGCAAGAGAAUCUCUUGAACCUGAGAGGUGGAGGUUGCAGUGAGCCAAGAUCGUGCCAUUGCACUCCAGCCUAGGGGACAAGAGUGAGACUUAGUCUCAAAAAAAAAAAAAAAAAAUCAGGGACGUAGUUCAUAUCCCACUUCGUUUACACCGACGUCCCUGGAUAGCAGCCUGUAGCUAAGGGACUUGGGAUUUCUGGCCUAAGUGGGCCUCCUGGGGAUGGGGUGGAACACUGAGCUUCUGAGCCUCAUUGUAGAGUAGAAAGGUGCUGGGGCCUGUCUGGUAAGCCUUGUUGAAAUGCUCUGGUGUUCAGUAUUGCCUUAAUAAACUUCACCCACAACUGCA